GCAGAGGGGGAGGAGCCUCCAGUGAAAGUGAAAGUGUUCAGACUGGUUCUCACUUCAAGGAGCAGACGGAGGAGACGUGAAGUCUGAGGCUGCAGUGGUCACCAACCAGUGGAGAGUCUUCACUGUGGAUCCCAGUAAAGCUCUGGACUCACUGGCUGAGGUGUGAGGAACAUCAACCUGCAGAGCCAGAACCAGAGGAAAUAGACCAGACCUUGAAUAUCUAGAAGAGCAGCGUGGCCUGAACCACAACUGAGCCGCAGCCGGUGCAACAUGGACGAGGACACUUCAGAGCAAGUUGGACCCUCAACCACAAAAGGUCAGGACCACAGACCGAGAGCAGAGUCUCCAGGGUCCAGCUGUCUGUCUCUGAAGAGUGACUGGUCCAUGGGACAGCCUCUACUCUUCAGUAAAGAACCUGGACCCUCACACACAGAGGAGAGGAAGAGGAGUCAUGUUUCUGAGGAGGAGCAGUCGUCCUGCUGUGCUUCGUGUCAGGACGUCCUGAAGGAUCCAGUCUCCACCAGCUGUGGACACUGGUUCUGCAGACAGUGCAUCACCUCAUACUGGGACCAGUCUGGCUCUUCAGGACACUCCUCCUGUCCCCAGUGUGGACAAAGAUCCAGAACAGGAGCUGGAGCAGAUCGUGGUCUGCAGGAGGUUUCAGAUGAACAUAAGCUCAGUGUGAGGAGGAGAUGUGAACAUGUGACUGAAGGAAGUGAUGAAACAGGAAGUAGAACCCUCCUCAACAGGAUCUACACUGAGCUCCACAUCACAGAGGGACAGAGUGAAGAGGUUAAUACUCAACAUGAGGUGAGGCAGCUUGAGACGGCUUCCAAGAAGAAGAUCCUCCAGGACACUCCCAUCAAGGUCCACGACAUCUUUAAAGCCUCCACUGACCAGCAGAGCAGCAUCAGAGUCGUCCUGACCAACGGCGUCGCUGGCGUUGGAAAAACCUUCUCGGUGCAGAAGUUCACUCUGGACUGGGCAGAGGGUUUAGAGAACCAGGAUGUGGGUCUGCUGGCUGUGCUUUCGUUCAGGGAGCUGAACCUGGUGAAGGACCAGCAGCACAGUCUUCUCACGCUGCUCCAUGUUUUCCAUCCAGCGUUACAGAAGCUCACGGCAGAGACGCUCGCUGUCUGUAAACCUUUGUUCAUCUUUGACGGCCUGGAUGAAAGCAGACCUUCUCUGGACUUCAACCACAGGGAGCUUGUGUCUGAGGUCACACAGAGGUCAUCAGUCAAAGUGCUGCUGACAAACCUCAUCCGGGGGAAUCUGCUUCCCUCGGCUCUCGUCUGGAUAACCUCCAGACCUGCGGCGGCCAAUCAGAUCCCUCCUGCAUGUGUUGACAGGGUCACAGAAGUACGAGGCUUCACUGACGCCCAGAAGGAGGAGUACUUCAGGAGGAGAUUCAGUGAUGAAGAGCUGUGCAGCAGAAUCAUCUCACACAUCAAGACGUCCAGGAGCCUCCACAUCAUGUGUCAAAUCCCAGUCUUCUGCUGGAUCAGUGCUACAGUUCUGGAGCACAUGUUGACCACAGACCAGAGAGGAGAGCUGCCCAAGACCCUGACUGAGCUGUACUCACACUUCCUGCUGGUUCAGACAAAGAGGAAGAACAACAAGUACGGUGAGGGACAUGAGACGAGUCCACAGCAGCUGACGGAGGCUGACAGGGACGUUCUCCUGAAGCUGGGGAGGCUGGCCCUUCAACAUCUGGAGGAAGGAAACAUCAUGUUCUACCAAGAAGACCUGGAGCGGUGUGGUCUUAAUGUCACAGAGGCCUCGGUGUACUCAGGAGUUUGUACUGAGAUCUUCAGAAGAGAGUGUGUGAUCUUCCAGAAAUCAGUCUACUGCUUUGUUCAUCUGAGCGUUCAGGAGUUUCUGGCUGCAGUCUACAUGUUCCACUGUUACACCAAGUGGAACACAGAAGAACUCAACAAGUUCUUGGGAACAUAUGGGAACACAGGCAGUAUCUUCUCCCUGGAAGACCUCCUGAAGAGAACCAUGGAGAAAUCCCUCACCAGUCCAAAUGGUCAUCUGGACCUGUUUGUUCGCUUCCUUCACGGCCUCAGUCUGGAGUCCAACCAGAGAGUCUUAGGAGGCCUGCUGGGUCGGACAGAGAACAAUCCAAAGAUCAUCCAGAGAGUCAUCAACAACCUGAAGGAGAUGAAGAGUGGUGACAUUUCUCCUGACAGAAGCAUCAACAUCUUCCACUGUCUGACUGAGAUGAACGACCACUCAGUUCAUCAGCAGAUGAAACAGUUCCUGACGUCAGAGAACAGAUCAGAGGAGAGACUCUCUGGGAUCCACUGCUCAGCUCUGGCCUACAUGCUGCAGAUGUCAGAGGAGGUUCUGGAUGAGUUGGACCUGAAGAAGUUCAACACAACAUACCAGGGUCGACAGAGACUGAUCCCAGCUGUGAGGAACUGCAGGAAGGCUGUACUCAGUCUUUGUGGACUCUCAGAGACUCACUGUGAAGUCGUGGCCUCAGCUCUGAAGUCAGACCCCUCACAUCUGAGAGAACUGGAUAUGAGCCACAACAACCUGCAGGAUUCAGGAGUGAAGCUGCUGUGUUCUGGACUGGAGAGUCCAAACUGUCGACUGGAGACUCUGGGGUUGAGUCUCUGCAGACUGUCAGAGAUCAGCUGUUCUUCUCUGGCUUCAGCUCUGAGGUCAAACCCCUCUCAUCUGAGAGAACUGGAUCUGAGCUACAACAACCUGAAGGACUCAGGAGUGAAGGAGCUGUGUGGUUUUCUACAGAGUCCAACCUGUCGACUGGAGACUCUGAGGUUGGAGAGCUGCAGACUGUCAGAGAUCAGCUGUUCUUCUCUGGCUUCAGCUCUGAGGUCAAACCCCUCUCAUCUGAGAGAACUGGAUCUGAGAGACAACAACCUGCAGGACUCAGGAGUGAAGGAGCUUCUUGAUCUACAGCAGAGUCCAACCUGUGGACUGGAGACUCUGAGGUGGAGGACAGUGUGAAGAGGACAGUGUGAAGAGGACAGUGUGUGUGGACGGAGGCUGAGCUGUGUCCUGAGGAUCCAGAGGCUGAAGCAGCAGCAGCUUGUGUGUAGUCUCCAAUCUACACAACCCCUAAUCUGCAUGUGUUUGUGAGAUGAAGCCGGAGCACCUGGAGAAAACACGGGGAGAACAUGCAGACUCCACACAGGAAGACCCCAUCUGAACCGGAUUCAAACCAGCAACCUUCCUGCCCCGAUUGUGUUUAUUCACAUGAAGAAUGUGUUUAUUGAAAUGAUUCAACACAAGCAGAAUAUAUAAACCCUCUAUAAAGAGUCACAUACAGUGUGUUUAAGUUUGUCUUUAUUAUUGUCCACCUUUGUCCCUCAGUGUGUCUCCAUGUGUGUAGAACCACAUUCUGUGUAUAUGUUUGUUUAUGAUCUUAAAGUUCCUGGAUUCACGUCACAAAUUGAUUUAGUUCAACACAAAGUUCAACACAUUGAAAUCACUUUGAGUUUAAAAUCAGAGUUUUGUCUUUGACACAAAAGAUCAAAACUCUGGACUUAAAAAUGGGACGUUUUCAUUUCUGCAUCAGGUGCAGAGCGGUGGUGGCUUUUCUACUUUUGACCCACAGGUGGCGCUGCAGUAUAACAGCAGCACAUCCCAGUCAAAGCCUUUAUAUUCAGUCUAUGAGUCAAACACAUGGAUCAUUUCCUCUGUGACAAACCAGAUGUAACGAGAAGAAAAACAUCUCAGAGAGAAAAGUUCUGUUUCUACUUGUCUCUGCUUUAAUGCUCAAUAAACAUCCUUCCACCGACUUCACUGGAA
Messenger RNA from Pleuronectes platessa (European plaice), 3780 nucleotides. RefSeq names its product NACHT, LRR and PYD domains-containing protein 12-like. NCBI's taxonomy places the organism in Eukaryota, Metazoa, Chordata, Actinopteri, Pleuronectiformes, Pleuronectidae. The transcript has 10 exons. Gene Ontology annotation, molecular function: protein binding. Bases 271 to 2976 code for a protein of 901 amino acids. The record is from RefSeq and is a predicted model, not a curated record.